This is a messenger RNA of Pyrus x bretschneideri (Chinese white pear), 3396 nucleotides long. RefSeq lists its product as uncharacterized. The record is from RefSeq and is a predicted model, not a curated record. Gene Ontology annotation, molecular function: protein binding; DNA binding. NCBI's taxonomy places the organism in Eukaryota, Viridiplantae, Streptophyta, Magnoliopsida, Rosales, Rosaceae. Gene Ontology annotation, biological process: transcription by RNA polymerase III; regulation of DNA-templated transcription. The transcript is spliced from 15 exons. The coding region runs from base 112 to 3279 and encodes 1055 amino acids. Gene Ontology annotation, cellular component: transcription factor TFIIIC complex; nucleus; chromatin.
GGCGUCGCGUUAACAAUCGACGACUACCAGUGCGAGGGUUCGAAGCCUACACUCCAAACCAAGAGAAAAGAAAAAGCAGAAUAUUCGAAUUCGUAAACUCGGCGGCGAGGCAUGAAUAAUGCAGUGGAGGAGGAAGUGGAAGUCGAACCUCCACUCGCGGUCCUAUUGGCUCCAAAACGAGGGAAAACAACCAAGACCAAGCGAAAAUCCCAACCAGCAACAACAUCCAAUCAGCAGAACCCAGAGCCGGAGCCAGUUCGAAUCGAGCCGGAGUCUGUUCGGAUUGAGCCGGAGCCUGUUGGAGUUGAGCCGGAGGGAGUUCGAAUUGAGGCGGAGCCAGUUCGAAUUGGGGAAGAAGGCUCGAGGAAUGGGCCUAGGGUUAGCGUUUCGAUGUUCGACGACUCGGUGGAGAAUCACUUCAGAGUUAUGGACACCAUUGCCAAGCUCUGCGGCGAGGCGGAGGAGGAUCGCGGCGUCGAAGACGGCGACAUUCAACGCUUAUCGUCCUCAAUUACUUUUCUAAGGGAAUGGGCAGAUUUUAAGUAUGAACCUCGAGAUGUUCGAUUUGCUUGUGGAGUUGGAAGUCCUGAGGGGGAGGAUGUCGUCGGCGGUAUAAACUUGCGGCAAUUUUCUUCUGCAACAGUUCCUAAGAACGAGGCACUUUCUGGGGUCGCACAAUCUCCGGAGUUGAGCCAAGACUUUGUGAUGUAUGUUGGAGGGCCUGUUUGGGCGUUAGAUUGGUGUCCUAGAGUUCAUCAAAGUAGCGAUGGUCAUCCAAAAUGCGAGUUUAUUGCCGUAGCUGCUCAUCCUCCUGGAUCUUCUUAUCACAAAUUAGGCGAGCCACUGACUGGGAGAGGUGCCAUUCAGAUAUGGUGUCUUUUAAAUUCUGGUGUAAAUAAGGAAGACGAACAUUCAAUAGCAGAAAAGCAAAAGCAGGGCCGUAAGAACAGUGGAGCCAGACAAGAAAAUUCAACUGAACCAAAGAAGCCUUUAGGGAGGCCUAGAAAGAAGCCAAUAGAAGAAAAAUUAACUGAACCAAAGAGGCCUAGAGGAAGACCUAGAAAGAAGCCAAUUGAAGAAACUGCUGACAAAGAGGCCACAGAAGAAAAAUCAACUCGACCAAAGAGGCCUAGAGGAAGACCUAAAAAGUAUGCAGUAGAAGAUUAUGUUGACAACUUGGAUGAGAGCAAUGAUUAUGUUGAGGUUCUUGCCAUCGAAUAUCCAGAGGGAUCACUAGAGUUGCCUUCUACGGAUUGUGUUCCUGCAAAUACUCAUGUGCAUGUUGUACCAGAAGAUCAUGGUAAAAAACGAAAGAGUUACAAACAUGCAGCAUCUGCAUCUGAUCCAGCUUGCAAAUCACAUGUUCAGAGGAGAAAAUUGGAUAAUAUGGAAAGUGCAGGGAGUAGUAACAGUUAUGCAUGUCCACCGUUGUCAAAUCAAGAUGGGGAGAAAGGAUCAUUUGUUUCAGAUCAUCAUACACAGCAGAAUUAUGGACAGGAUCCUCAUAACAGUUAUACAUGUCCACCAUUGUUGAAUCAAGAUGGGGAGAAAGGACCACUUGUUGAUCAUCAUACACAUCAGAAUUCUGGACAGGAUCCUCUUAAUAGUUGUACAUCCCCACCGCUGUUGAAUCAAGAUGGGGAGAAGGGACCACCUGUUUCAGAUCAUCACACAGCGCAGAAUUCUGGACAUGAUCCUCAAACAAGCAAAAAUGUUCAAAAUAAUGGUUACUCUGAAACUGGCUUGACCAGGUGUUCAGUUCCGACAGAUGUAGCAUUGCCACGAAUUGUAUUAUGCCUGGCUCACCAUGGAAAGGUUGCCUGGGAUGUGAAAUGGCGUCCUCUUAAUGAACGUGAUUCCAAAAGCAAGCAUCGGAUGGGCUAUCUUGCUGUGCUGUCAGGAAAUGGGUCUCUGGAAGUGUGGGAUGUUCCUCUUCCUCAUGCAAUUGAAGUUAUUUAUUCUUCUUCAUGUGGUGAGGGCACUGAUCCUCGCUUUGUAAAAUUAGCACCAGUUUUCAGAUGUUCAAUGUUGAAGUGUGGUGGUGAAAAGAGCAUCCCUCUUACUGUGGAAUGGUCACCUUCACCACCUUAUGAUUACCUACUUGUUGGAUGCCAUGAUGGAACGGUUGCUUUAUGGAAGUUUUCAGCAAGUAAUGCAUCUCAAGCAGAUACAAGGCCUUUACUUUGCUUCAGUGCAGAUACAAAUCCAAUAAGGGCACUUGCUUGGGCCCCGGCUGAAAGCAAUUCAGAGGGUGCCCAUCUUAUAGCUACUGGUGGACAUGGAGGCCUAAAAUUUUGGGACCUGCGUGAUCCAUUCCGUCCAUUGUGGGACCUCGAUCAUUUACCAAGGUUCAUAUAUAGUCUGAAUUGGCUUCCAGAUCCAAGGUGUGUUCUUUUAUCCUUUGAUGAUGGAACAAUGAAAGCUAUCAGCUUGGUGAAGGCUGCAUCCGAUGACCCUGUAACAGGAAGGGUUGGAACAAAACAACCGGGCCUGCAUAAUCUCAGCUGUUUGCCUUUUGCUAUCUGGAGUGUUCAUGCCUCGCGAUUAACAGGUAUGGUUGCAUAUUGUGGUGCAGACGGAACUGUUCUUCGCUUCCAGCUUACAACUAAAUCUCUGGAGAAAGAUCCUCGACGAAACCGAGCCCCACAUUUUCUGUGUGUGUCAUUGACAAUGGAGGAAUCUACUGUAACCAUCAAUACUCCAGUAUCAAAUUCCCCUUUCCCUCUGAAGGUAGCUCGUAACAAUGCCGAGUCAAACAAAGUGAAAACUACUAAUGAUAAGAUGGCAAAAGAUAACACAUCUGAAGAUCAAAGUUUAGCUCUUUGUUACGGUGAUGAUCCAGGUAUUGAAUUGGAAGCUGGGGGAGAAGUGGCACCUCUCAAAAGCAAAAAAACACAGAAAUCCAAGUCCAGUAUGAAAAAACCAGAUGAUGACCGGGCAUUGGUAUGCAUAGAUGAAGAGCCGACUACUACGCAGGAAGAAGAAACUGGGGCGGCUUCUCUCAAAAGCAAAAAACCAAAGAAAUCAACAUCCAGUAAGAAAAAUGCGGAUGAUGACCAAGCAUUGGUAUGCAUGGAUGAAGAGCCGACUAAUCGAGAAGAAGAAACCGUGAAAGAGCCAGAAGUUUUUCCUGACAAAACAGUAGCAAUGCAUAGAGUGAGAUGGAACAUGAACAACGGUAGUGAGAGAUGGCUGUGUUAUGGAGGGGCAGCCGGAAUUAUUCGGUGUCAAGAGAUUGUUUUGUCCGACGUCGAUAGGGCGUGGGCAGCAAAGAGAUGAGAAGCCAUGUUUCUUGUAUGUAGUCUUGUCUGUAAAAUGGAAAAGAGAUAACGAAAUUAAUCUAUGAAUUUUUGAGUUAGUUAAUGCCAUUUCUUUGAAUGGUGCUUUUACCAUCGA